CCACGCUCAAUGAAUGAAAUACGUACGUACGCACAAAUACACACAAUACAGAGGUACGUAGGACACAACGAUCAACGGCUGGCUACUCAGUCAGUCACAUCACACUGCCAGCGGCCUUGAGAUAGUCUCGCCAAGCCUCCAGCACAAUCGCGCUCGUAUCGACAGGACCGGGGUGGUGCGACGAUGCCAGUCGAUGAAUCGCAAUAGCGAAUGGCACCGACAGCACAUCCGCCUGGAUGCUCGCCACAGCAACCAGCGACUGCGACAGCUCUCGGUCCACUGCUGACGCGUCAAGGUACUCGUGCACAGAACCCCACAGCCCACACCGCCGGCUCAACGGGAGGCUUCGCAUCAGCAGCCGACAAGUCGCAUGGUCGUUGAGGACCAAUCUGCAGAAAAGUGGCAGACAGACCCAAGGGAAGUGGAGGCAGGUGGUCGUGAUGCAUCCUGUGCGCCUCCUUUGUUGGUGUACCUUCUUGCUUCGAGCGGCAUGCAGGCUCGUGUGAAGCUAAGCACCAGCUUUGCGAGCAUCUCAUCGCACAACGACACCUGAAGACAGACACCGACAGACAACACACUCGUGUCUGCUGCAGGCAACCCUGACUCAGCUGGUCUUCCAUUCACUGACCUCGUUGAAGACCCCCAGCACCUUCUCGCACAAGUCAGCCACGCUCUUGCUGUCGGAUCCCGGCAAGUCAGCCUCACGCCCCCCAGCCACACCCUCUUCGCCGUCACAGCCGCCCUCUUCCGAUGGCUCGUCAGCCUGCCGGCCGCACGUUGCACACAGCGAUGUGACGACAGUGUCCCAUGCCCGCCUCGCCCUCAGCGCAUCGGCUUGCUCGGCCGGCCACAGACGUUUCUCAAUGCGGCAGAUGCUCGACGCCCAGCCGUGUACUCGCUCGUCAGCCAAGAAUGAUGCAGAGCCCUCAGCGCCUCCCUCUGUCGACGCCCGGCACACGUAGAAGCCGCAUAGCGACGCGAGCAGCUCCACACGCAGCACAUAAGGCCGGAGGGGCAGGAGGACCGCCUCAGAGAUUAGACCUGACUCCAUUAUUGCAGCGAGACAGUCCAGAGAGGGGACACAGCCAGCGAGAGCAAUGAAUGAGAACAUGCCGGUGACGCCGUCGAAGGCCGCUGCUGUGGACAAGGACGAAGCUGCGCCACCCGCACACACGGCCGGGAGGUGCAGCAAGGCCCCAGGCUGCUGCACGAGGAGCUGACAGCAGCUCGUUAUGGUGGACAUCGAGCUGCUGGUGGCGAGAGCCGCUGCUGCAGCCGAUCGAAUCACGUCCAUGCUGGCUGAGUUUGAGGAGGGGUCGGAUGAACGCUGCCGCAUUGCCGUCAGCAGGAACUGUCCACAUGUGAGGAGCAGCGUCGCCAGCACCUCGGCGGGGGCGCAGACGAGUGGCACCUUUAGAGACAAGACGCCACACGAGGCCUCCUCCCAGAAACCCGCCUUGACGAGGACACGGCGCCUCCGCGACAUCACCUGGGCGACCUGCACCAGGCAUUUGACGGCAUCCUUCAGCCGCAUCUUCUCAGCCACGUUAUCCAGAUCCGCCACGCAGGCCAAACCGAUGGCUGUGAGGAUCUCCUGCCUCUGACCGGCGCCUCCGUUGGUCACAGGGAAGGUGUGGACCAUGUCGAUGGCUCGGAUGCAUUCGCACAGAAAGGCCAGUCGCAGCAUGAGGUGCUCGCCGGCAGACAGAGGGCCCGAUGAGGCAACCAGAUGGGGGAAGGGAAAUGCGGGAGUCAGCCACCCUCCUUCAGUAGCCACGCCGAUCAGCUCCUCAGCCAGUACAUCCGCACGCGUGCUGUUGAUCCACGUCAUGUCGAGCAUGCUACUCUCCAUCAGACGAGCGACGAUCUCCCUCGCGGAGCAGGCCACCCUGGCUGACAGCUCCUGCUGGUCGCUCUGCAGCCACUGCACCUCCAGAGCUGUCAAGCCGUCGGUGUCAGCACCACUGGGGGCCUGAGCGGUGGCCAUAGUGCGGGAGACAGCGACGCUCUGACAGAAGAAGCGAAGGGCUUCCGUGAGGAUGUGGAUCACUGGUGUUGUCAGGGGCAGCGGGUACAGCUUGGAUAUGACCCUGACAGCCGCGCUGACGGGACGGAGAAUGGCUGUGGCCUGACAGGAGGAGACCAGAGAGCGCAUCGAAUGACGUCUGUAGGAGCGAGUGAUAUGAGUGAUAUCAGUGGAUUCGUACCUUAAGGCCGACCUCUUCAGUUCCCACAAGAGAGGCCGCAAAACGGAACACCUGGGCAGCAACAGCUCCCUCACGAGCAAGCAACCCUUCGGAAGAAUUGCUGCCCGCAGCCAUUUCCAUUUGUCCAAUGGUCCGCGUCAGGAAUGCGUCGAGGAUGGGGAAGAAAGCGUCGAAGUCCUCAACGAAGAAGCCCGACCGACCCAUGAAGCUCCACAGACGGAGGGCCUCGCACGCAGCCGAUAUCUCGGCCGCCGAAUGCGCAGAGUCGUGCUGCGCUGUGCCGGAUGGGACAUCGAGCACCUGGAGGGCAGACUGGCGGAGCAGGGGCAUGAUGUUCCCUCCUUCACGCAACCAUUUGUCAGCGGCUGACUUGUCUCCCACCUGCACGAAUGCACAAGACGACAAUAGACGUCGAUUCCCUCGGUCCCUGCUACUCUCGACUUACUUGCAGGGACGCGCGAAUGAGAACCAAGGUGUCCGCACGGAGCCUCUGGACCCCUUCUCUCCACUUUUGCGCAGCACUCUUGUCGCCCUCCGUCUUCCUUGACCAGGAAUGCGCCUGCCGCUUCGCCCACUCAUCCCUCCCCUCGGUCAAGGACGCCACCAGAUGCACAACGCACUUCCACAGCCGCUGAUGGCCGAGCACCUGCUGCACGUACUCGGGCGUCCGAUGACACACCGCCGUCAUGACACGGACACAGCUGGACUCCACUGUGGGCAUUGACCCGUCGCUGAUGGACGCCAUGAGUGACGCAAGCUGGUCCAGCAGCCCUGCACGAUCCACCAGGCCGUUGAUGAGGUCAUCGGCCAAGACGUCUCCAUGAGUGGCGUCGGGGUCCUCGCUAAGACGGGACACAUAGGACGACUCAGGUGGCCGGUCGGCGAGCUCUCCUGUGCUGAUAAGACCACCGAUCGCCUCCUGAAACAACUCCGGACCACACCUGCGCCGUCGUGCCUCGGGCCAGUCACGGCAGGCAUCAAAGCCAAGCUCCUCAUACGUGUCAAAUGCAUGCAUCCCUUGCCAGCUGAUGGGCAGCUGGGCCAUGUCCGAGCCGCUGAGGGGAAUGAGCGAGUCGGGGUCUUCGGGGGUCUCCUGGGGACGGCCGAGAAGAGCGGCGAGCGCUUCGAUGGCGAGAGCUUUAAUGGGCAGGAUCUGCUGGCUGAGGAGGCUGGAAAGCUUCCAGGGGAUGCAGAGGGUCUCAACCACAUACCUGCACGAUGCCACAGGCAACCAAAUGAGUCGAUCUCUCAUGCUCUCCUUCAGCUGCAAACUGCUGUGGCGUGCGUUAGUUACCUCAUCCAUCGGUUCCACCCAAACCCGAAUCCACAGGCCCACUCAGCAUCAGCGGCCAUCCCGUCCUGUGUGCCCGAUGGAUGCACAGGAACCCUCUUCCUUGCGUUGCCCAGCACAGCAGCCAGCGUCUGAAGCGCCACUCUCCGCUGCGACGAUGCCGCACUGCGCGCCAGGUGCAGCAACUCAUUGAGCGUGUAGCCGGGCAGACUCGGAUCCUCCCCGUGGUGAUGCAGACCGCGAUAGUAGAAGAGCGGAUCGCUGCUCUCGUCCCGAUGCUGCCCGUCGUCGGUUCGCCUCAAGUCGGUGCACAGCUGUCCCUUGAAGUCGAACCGAAGAUGGUGGAGCUUUAAUACUGCCGUGGCCGCCUUGCCCUCUCCCGCGCUCUCUUCCGCCUCCUCGGUGAGGGGGAAGUUCUCCUCGGGUGCGGGCGGGUUGGUCCACUCGAGUCGAGCGACGUCAGAGGGCGUCAGGUGCCCCAAGCCAAAUGUGCCACCAGAGAUGUCGAACUUAACGAAUGGCUCCGCCGCCGCACGAGCCGGCUCGGACGCAGGGCUUGGCACAUCCGCCUGUCGUCUCUCCGCUGGUGCCGGCUGUCGGUCUUCAGUGCUGCCGGCAGCCCCUCUGUUUCUCAGGGCCUCAUACGCCGACUGAGGGAGCAUCUUCCGCAGCGACUCCUGCGCCUCCCGUAUCUCGUCUGCGGACAUCUGCUCGAGUGCCCUCAGGUUGUCCCGCUCCAUCUGCCGCGCAAACUCCUCCCCCUCGGCCUCGACGACGCCGCGAGACAGCCGCGGAGGGACUGGCUUGGGUGGUGGUGGUGGCGGCCCUGGCUGGGCCUUCGGCUUCGCGGCCAAUGAGCGGUGCACCGGCUUGGGGAAGCCACUCUCCUGCAACAUCAAACAGAAAGUGGCACUGUCUGUCUGUCUGUCUGUCUGUGGUUCCAUCUCUCGCUCACCGGUAUGUCGGGUAUGAAUGGCUUCGGUGCCUCCGAUGCAACAGCCUCGUCGCCAGGAGUCGGGAAAUGCUCCACGAUGGUGUCCCGAAUGACGGCCGACAUGUCCUCACCAUCGUUUGUUUCCUCGAGGCCUCGCAACUCAGGCUCCCUCUCGAUGACCGCCCCCCUCUGCCUCUGAUCCUCCCUCUCCUUCAUCUUGCGCUCCCGGAACAGCGAGAUCUUCUUGCCGCCUGUCCGCUCCAUGUGAGCUGAUGGCUCACGCCGCUGCUGCAUGAAGGUCUGCUGCUGCCGAAGCAGCUCAUCAAAGGACGAAUCAUCAUCGCCGCGACGCGGCUCUUCGCGAAGACCUUUCAUCGGAUGCAUGUGGCAAGGCAAUUCCGACGUCCUCAAGGUCCUCACAGCCAGUCAAUUCGCACGUCAAUCAGCGCACACAAUGUGCAAGCUUCGA
Vitrella brassicaformis is the source of this 4901-nucleotide messenger RNA. NCBI's taxonomy places the organism in Eukaryota, Vitrellaceae. The record is from the annotation of a GenBank genome assembly.